Sardina pilchardus (European sardine) is the source of this 684-nucleotide messenger RNA. RefSeq names its product nucleoredoxin-like protein 1. Gene Ontology annotation, biological process: photoreceptor cell maintenance. The transcript is spliced from 2 exons. Lineage: Eukaryota; Metazoa; Chordata; Actinopteri; Clupeiformes; Clupeidae. Bases 1 to 684 code for a protein of 227 amino acids. The record is from RefSeq and is a predicted model, not a curated record. Gene Ontology annotation, cellular component: mitochondrion.
AUGGACCUGUUUCUGGGCAAAGUUCUGGUGAAGAACAACCGGGACCGUGACGAGCUGGACACGGAACGUGAGAUCACCAUGAAGCUGCAGAACCGGAUCCUCAUGCUGUUCUUCGGCUCGUGGGACUGCGAGCGCUGCCAGGAGUUCGUCCCGACACUCAAGGACUUCUACAAGCGCCUGAUGGACGAGUUCUACGUGGAGCGGGCGUCGCAGCUCGUGCUGAUCUACGUGUCGCUGGACGACUCCGAGGUCCUGCAGGACAUGCUGCUGAAGAAGCUGCCCAAAUGGUGCCUGUUCCUGCAGCACGACGACCCCUAUAAGAGGGAGCUGGGUGUGAAGUUCGAGGUGCACGAGACUCCCACGGUGGUGGUGCUUCGUCCGAACGGUUCCAUUCUGCUGCCGAACGCCGUCCCGGAGAUCCGCGAGCUCGGGCCCGACUGCUUCCGCCACUGGCAAGAGGCGGCGGAGGUCAUCGACCGCAACUUCGAGAUGCACGUGGAGUUCGACGACAAGAAGAUGCGCAGCAUCACCGACCCCAUCCGCAAGCUCAAGUACAAGGUGGAGAAGAAGAAGAAGCGCCGGUGGUUCCUGGGCGGAUGGGGAGGCCGUGAUGAAGACGAGGACGAGGAAGAGCAGAAUGGGGACUUAUGUAACAGUGGAGAUUUCAAAGGGCCCUGGGACUAA